AUGACAGUCCCAUCAUCUCCUCCAUCUCGCCUAGAUUUGGGCGUCGGAUGGAUCGGUUUGAAACAUGGCUUCUUAUUGAAGGGCAGAAGCACAAAGAAAGGUCGAGUUUCAAAGAAAAGCCCAGAGUCACAGAAAUCAGGAGACAAUAUGGAGAAACAAUCUACAAGCAAUGCCAACAACGUGUUUCAUCCUCAGAACUUGAACGAGGAGGUAAACGAUUCAAGCAGCAGAGCUUCUAUAAACAUCAUACUCAACCACGAUUUCUCUGGAGGACUACAUCUGUGGCACCCCAAUUGUUGUGAUGCUUUUGUGAUUUCUGAAGAGUCUGGUAACUCUGAAGGAAUACCUGCCAAGCUAAGUGGUCGCUAUGCUGUUGUAACUAAUCGGAGUGAAUGCUGGCAAGGCUUGGAACAAGACAUUACCAACCAAGUUUCCAUGGGUUCCACUUACACAGUUUGUGCUUGGGUGGCAGUGUCUGGGGCUCACCACAGUAUUUCUGAUGUGCUGGCCACUCUAAAACUUGAAUACCAAGAUUCAGCAGUUAGUUAUUUGUUCAUUGGAAGAAUUUCUGCGACAAGGGAGCGUUGGGAGAAAGUGGAAGGUACAUUUUCACUGUCAACUAUGCCUGAUCGAGUUUUAUUUUAUCUAGAAGGACCUUCCCCUGGUGUUGACCUACUCAUAAGAUCUGUAAUGGUUUCCUGCUCUAGUUCGGCUGAAUAUGAUGGCCGAAGCACAGGAUCUAUCUGUGAUGAAGAUGAGAACAUAGUUCUGAAUCCAAAAUUUGAUGAUGGCCUUCAAAACUGGUCCGGAAGAGGUUGCAAGAUUGUCUUGCAUGACUCUAUGGCAGAUGGCAAAGUCCUUCCAAUGUCUGGAAAGUUCUUUGCAUCUACAGCAGAUCGCACGCAGAACUGGAAUGGAAUUCAGCAGGAGAUAACGGGGAGAGUUAAACGAAAGAUUGCUUAUGAAGUUGCUGCUGUAGUUCGAAUAUAUGGUAAUAACGUCACUAGUUCAGAUCUUCGGGCUACAUUGUGGGUUCAGGCAGCAGAUCUCCGUGAACAGUACAUAGGGAUUGCCAGUGUGCAGGCAACAGACAAAGAUUGGGUGCAGUUGAAGGGAAAAUUUCUCUUGAAUGGUUCCCCUUCAAGGGCAGUAAUUUAUUUAGAAGGUCCAUCUCCGGGCACUGACAUUCUCCUUAAUAAUCUAGUUGUGAAGCAUGCUGCAAAAGUCCCACCUUCAUCUCCACCAGUCAUCAAGGAUGCAACAUUUGGCGUUAAUAUUAUUGCUAACAGCAACCUCAGUGAUGGCACCAAUGGUUGGUUUCCCCUUGGAAAUUGUACUCUAUCCAUUGGAAAUGGUUCUCCACAUAUCCUUCCUCCCAUGGCUCGAGAUUCCCUUCGUCAUGAGCCAUUAAGUGGUCGCUAUAUACUUGUGACCAAACGUACUCAGACGUGGAUGGGCCCCGCUCAGAUGAUAACGGAUAAAUUGAAACUCUAUUUGACAUAUCAAGUGUCUGCAUGGGUUCGGAUUGGCACUGGUGCAACUAGACCUCAGAAUAUUAACGUUGCUCUUGGCGUGGACAGCCAAUGGGUAAAUGGUGGCCAAGUUGAGAUUAAUGAUGACAGAUGGCACGAAAUUGGAGGAUCUUUUAGAAUUGAGAAGCAACCAGCAAAGUUAAAGAGCGAAACCGAUAAGAUACGCAAGCGUAAUGUCAUCUUGAAAUUUUCCACAUCUGAUUCAACCACUUUGCUUGGCACGAAUGUGAAAAUUAGACAAAUGCAAAAUAGUUUCCCGUUUGGAUCAUGUGUGAGUAGAUCAAACAUUGACAAUGAAGACUUCGUUGAUUUCUUCUCCAAAAACUUCAACUGGGCUGUCUUCGGAAAUGAAUUGAAGUGGUAUUGGACAGAAGCGCAGCAAGGAAACUUGAAUUACAAGGAUGCCGAUGAGCUCUUGAACUUUUGUGUAAGCCAUAACAUUCAAGUCAGGGGUCACUGUAUCUUCUGGGAGGUGGAGUCCGCAGUUCAGACAUGGAUACGCACUUUGAACAAAAAUGAUCUGAUGUCAGCUGUUCAAAACCGUCUAUCCAGCCUCCUCACACGCUACAAGGGAAAAUUUAAGCACUAUGAUGUGAAUAAUGAAAUGCUGCACGGUUCAUUCUAUCAAGAUCAUUUGGGAAAAGAUAUCAGGGCAAAUAUGUUCAAGAAUGCUAAUCAACUGGAUCCUUCUGCCAUCCUAUUUGUGAAUGAUUACCAUAUCGAGGAUGGUUCUGACUCACAAUCAUCUCCGGAGAAGUACAUUGAGCACAUUCUUGAUCUCCAAGAACAGGGAGCACCUGUCGGAGGAAUAGGCAUACAGGGGCAUAUAGACAGUCCAGUUGGGCCAAUUGUCUGUUCUGCCCUUGAUAAGUUGGGAAUUCUUGGACUUCCAAUAUGGUUCACGGAACUUGAUGUGUCUUCCAACAAUGAGUAUGUUAGAGCUGAUGAUUUGGAAGUCAUGCUUCGGGAAGCUUUUGCACACCCUGCAGUCGAUGGCGUUAUGUUGUGGGGAUUCUGGGAGUUGUUCAUGAGUCGAGAUAAUGCACAUUUAGUGAAUGCUGAAGGGGAUAUUAAUGUAGCCGGUAAAAGAUAUCUUGCUCUUAAGCAAGAGUGGUUGACUCGUACUCAUGGCCAUAUAGACGAACAAGGUCAGUUUGAGUUUAGAGGAUUUCAUGGAUCGUAUGAAGUUGAAGUUGUUACUCUUUCAAAGAAAGUGACCAAGACAUUUAUCGUUGAUGAAGGGUUGGAGCCAGUCGCUAUUGCUUUAAAGAGAGAAACCGAUAAGAUACGCAAGCGUAAUGUCAUCUUGAAAUUUUCCACAUCUGAUUCAACCACUUUGCUUGGCACGAAUGUGAAAAUUAGACAAGUGCAAAAUAGUUUCCCGUUUGGAUCAUGUGUGAGUAGAUCAAACAUUGACAAUGAAGACUUUGUUGAUUUCUUCUCCAAAAACUUCAACUGGGCUGUCUUCGGAAAUGAAUUGAAGUGGUAUUGGACAGAAGCGCAGCAAGGAAACUUGAAUUACAAGGAUGCUGAUGAGCUCUUGAACUUUUGUGUAAGCCAUAACAUUCAAGUCAGGGGUCACUGUAUCUUCUGGGAGGUGGAGUCUGCAGUUCAGACAUGGAUACGCACUUUGAACAAUAAUGAUCUGAUGUCAGCUGUUCAAAACCGUCUAUCGGGCCUACUCACUCGCUACAAGGGAAAAUUUAAGCACUAUGAUGUGAAUAAUGAAAUGCUGCACGGUUCAUUCUAUCAAGAUCAUUUGGGAAAAGAUAUCAGGGUAAAUAUGUUCAAGAUUGCUAAUCAACUGGAUCCUUCUGCCAUCCUAUUUGUGAAUGAUUACCACAUCGAGGAUGGUUGUGACUCACGAUCAUCCCCGGAGAAGUACAUUGACCACAUUCUUGAUCUCCAAGAACGGGGAGCACCUGUUGGAGGAAUAGGCAUACAGGGGCAUAUAGACAGUCCAGUUGGGCCAAUUGUCUGUUCUGCCCUUGAUAAGUUGGGAAUUCUUGGACUUCCAAUAUGGUUCACAGAACUUGAUGUGUCUUCUGACAAUGAGUAUGUUAGAGCUGAUGAUUUGGAAGUCAUGCUUCGGGAAGCUUUUGCCCACCCUGCAGUCGAUGGCGUUAUGUUGUGGGGAUUCUGGGAGUUGUUCAUGAGUCGAGAUAAUGCACAUUUAGUGAAUGCUGAAGGGGAUAUUAAUGUAGCCGGUAAAAGAUACCUUGAUCUUAAGCAAGAGUGGUUGACUCGUGCUCAUGGCCAUAUAGACGAACAAGGUCAGUUUGAGUUUAGAGGAUUUCAUGGAUCGUAUGAAGUUGAAGUUGUUGCUCAUUCAAAGAAAGUGACCAAGACAUUUAUCGUUGAUGAAGGGUUGGAGCCAGUCGCUAUUGCUAUCAAUUUAUAG
Messenger RNA from Fraxinus pennsylvanica, 3933 nucleotides. The record is from the annotation of a GenBank genome assembly. Lineage: Eukaryota; Viridiplantae; Streptophyta; Magnoliopsida; Lamiales; Oleaceae.